AUGGGAUCCGAAGAGCUCGGAAAGAGGGGGCACGCGCUAUUAAUUAGUGACUCCUUCGGGAAAGAAAUUCCCAGUCCAUUUUCCAACACUUCCCUACCCCGAAAACACAGUUCCAAUCUUGGUGAUCAAAAGAUCGUUUCGUCCCAUAACUGCGGAGACCUAAUGAUCCCAUGGCAUGGUCCUUUUAUCCGACCGGCAGACUCCCUGAGCACCCCAAUUCUGUCAUAUCUGUCAGCAGCGAGGGCAUCAAGGGGUAGGGGUAUAAGUCGUAGGGAGGAACAACCAAAGCGUCCUCACCCCCGUUUCCCACUUAUGAAGCUACCCCACUUAUACCUCUCCACUGCUCCUCUUAUAUUCCGAAAGCGAGGGAUCCUUAAAUCUAAGAGUUUGACGAUUGAUGACUCAGAAUUGGUCUCUACGCUGUUUGUUCUGUUGCACCUUUCUUUCUCAGACGGAUCUGCCAGGUUGAGGAACAAUAACUGGAGCGAGGUUUACGAGUUGAAAUACGGAAUUCCCAGUCCUGGGUGA
Molecule: messenger RNA, 528 nt
Organism: Striga asiatica
Lineage: Eukaryota; Viridiplantae; Streptophyta; Magnoliopsida; Lamiales; Orobanchaceae
Source: the annotation of a GenBank genome assembly